Molecule: messenger RNA, 1050 nt
Organism: Adineta ricciae
Lineage: Eukaryota; Metazoa; Rotifera; Eurotatoria; Adinetida; Adinetidae
Source: the annotation of a GenBank genome assembly
AUGAAUGUAAGUACCACUACAUACGUACUCGCUCACGAUGCUUUGAUCAAAAUGAAAUGUUCUUUUGGCAAUGUUUCUACGCGAAGCAAACUAUUGUACUUAACUGCUAUUACUAUUGUUAUGAUAUGCUUUGGUAAUUAUAUUAUUAAUGAUACAUUUAUUCAAGAGAACGAUUAUAUUCAACCACGCGGUGUCAUCGCUACACUUAUUCGCAGUGAUAACCAAUCAAUUUUCUUAGCAAUUAAUAUGAUUCAUUCCGUAAUAAAGUUUCAUUCUGCUAAAACCAAUCUCUUUUAUCCGAUCAUAAUUUUUCAUGAGGAAAGCCUUAGUUUCCAUUUACAGCAAUACAUAAUAUCAUGUACAAUAAGAAACAAUACACACGUAAACAUAUCAUUUGCUCUUGUGGAUUUCCGAACACCAAUACAACCGAACAACGGGUCACGAUUAGGAAAAUCAAUUGGAUACCGUAUGAUGUGCCAGUUUUGGACGUAUGAUAUCUUUUAUCAUCCCGCAAUUAUGCAAGGUCAAUACGAGUAUCUCAUGAGAAUGGAUGCCGAUUCGUAUUUUUCUGACCAAACUGGAAAAGACCUUUUCCUUUAUGUUGAUAGACAAAAGUUAGAUUAUGUUUAUCGUGCAACAUAUUCGGAACCGUUUACACCAAUGGAACCCCUUUUACGGCACUUUCUCUACGAUGUCACUGAUGUUUCCGAUUGUAUAUAUAACAAUUUUUUUAUUAUUCGUUUAAAAUGGUUCUACGAGUCUGAACCAAUUCAAACAUUUGUUAAUGAAUUAGUUCGAGAUGGUUUGAUGCUGCGUGAAUAUAUUGGUGAUGGGUGUGCUCAUGCAGCUAUGAUAAAAAUUGAUCGUCAAGUUCGCGUAAGACGUAUUACCGACAUUGCUUACGGUCACAAUUACCAUGUGAUGCCACGUCGACGGAAUUUAAAAUUUUUGUACGUAAAAGACUUUGAAGAAGAAUUAAAAACAUCUUGUAGAUGUUUGAUCGUAUUAAAAGAUACAAGCGGUACACUGACUCGAAUACCUGUUCCAUAA